CCACUCUCAUUCAAUCAUGGCUAAGAAGAAGCGCGUGAAGGUCGAGAAGGAGGAGGACAACAGCCACCUCCCCAACGCCGCCGAGGGCGAGCACGUCUUUGGCGUCGCUCACAUCUUUGCCUCGUUCAACGACACGUUCAUCCAUGUUACCGACCUCUCGGGCAUGGAGACCAUCGUGCGUGUGACCGGCGGUAUGCAGGUGAAGGCCGACCGUGACGAGUCGUCGCCGUACGCUGCCAUGAUGGCCGCCCAGACCGUCGCCGAGCAGUGCGCCAUCCGCGGCAUCACCGCGGUGCACAUCAAGCUCCGUGCCACUGGCGGUACCCGGACCAAGACCCCCGGCCCCGGUGCCCAGUCGGCCAUCCGCGCGCUUGCCCGCAACGGCCUCCGCAUCGGCCGCAUCGAGGACGUCACCCCGAUCCCCACAGACUCGACCCGCAAGAAGGGUGGUCGCCGUGGUCGCCGUCUCUAAGCUGCCCUUGUGGUCUCGCUCGGUUCGCUCUCCACCGCUGCGGCGUCGCUGCUGUUGACGUCCAUCGCAGUCACUGUCGACCGACCGACACGAACUUUCGCAAUGAAGGCCUCCGCAACUCCAGCAGUCUCCGUCAUUCGUCUGUCCAUCCCCACAAUGAAAGCAUUCGCGAUCCC
Molecule: messenger RNA, 648 nt
Organism: Thecamonas trahens ATCC 50062
Lineage: Eukaryota; Apusomonadida; Apusomonadidae
Product: 40S ribosomal protein S14
Exons: 4
Coding region: 17-472 (151 amino acids)
Biological process (GO): translation; maturation of SSU-rRNA from tricistronic rRNA transcript (SSU-rRNA, 5.8S rRNA, LSU-rRNA); ribosomal small subunit assembly
Cellular component (GO): ribosome; cytosolic small ribosomal subunit
Molecular function (GO): mRNA 5'-UTR binding; structural constituent of ribosome; small ribosomal subunit rRNA binding
Source: RefSeq, a predicted model, not a curated record